AUGUCGCGAACAGACCAGGUCGAGCACACCGACUCGAUAAGCAGUCAGGACCCUAACCGCGAAGAGCCGAAGAAGACGAAGAGCAGGAGGCCGCCGAAUACUGCGUUCAGGCAGCAGCGUUUGAAAGCAUGGCAGCCCAUCUUAACGCCGAAGACUGUCCUUCCUCUCUUCUUCAUCGUCGGAGUAAUCUUUGCGCCCAUCGGUGGGUUACUGUUGUAUGCUAGUGCGCAGGUCCAGGAGAUCUCAAUCGACUACACAAACUGCAACACCACCGCGCCCCGCCAAGACUCGACCAACUUCGACCCCACAGCCGAAAACCAGCUCGAAUCCAUUCCGUCCGGCCGCGUCUCCUCGACGUUCAAAUCGAAUGCCGACCCAGCGGCCAUGUGGGGAUGGGGCCGCGAGAACUACACGUUUGAAUCUGGCGUCUCGCUCGAAACAAACGUGUGCAUCCUGAGCUUCACUAUCCCGGAAGCCAUCAAGCCGCCCAUUCUCUUCUACUACCGCCUCACAAACUUUUACCAGAACCAUCGCCGAUACGUCAAAAGUGUUGAUAUCGACCAACUUAAAGGCGACGUCCGUAGCGCGAGCGAUCUCAGCUCAGGCGACUGCUCCCCACUCGAUAACGACCCGGAAACAGGCUUGCCAUACUACCCUUGCGGCCUCAUUGCAAACUCCAUGUUCAACGACACGUUUUCCAACCUCACACUCGCUAAUCCGGCUGGUGGAUCCGAUGCUAGUGGCCAGAACUACACCAUGACGGUUGAAGGGACGAGUUGGUCGCACGAAGGGGAUUUGUAUGGAAAGACGAAAUAUAAGCCCGAGGAUGUGGUGCCGCCGCCGAAUUGGCAGCAGCAGUAUCCGAAUGGGAGGUAUAAUGGGUCCCUGCCGGAUUUGCACACGUGGGAGCAGUUUCAGGUUUGGAUGCGGACGGCGGGGUUGCCGACGUUUAGUAAGUUGUAUCAGAGGAAUGAUCAUGAUGAGUUGAGUGCGGGGACGUAUCGGUUGAAGAUUUAUGAUCGCUUCCCCGUCGACAAGUACAGCGGUACCAAAUCUAUCCUCAUCUCUACGCGCACCGUCAUGGGCGGCAAGAACCCGUUCCUCGGUAUCGCAUACCUUGUUGUGGGCGGUAUUUGCAUCUUGUUGGGCGCGGUGUUCCUGGCUACGCAUCUCAUUAAGCCGAGGAAACUUGGUGAUCAUACGUAUCUUACCUGGAACAACGAUCAGCCUAGCACUGCUACCACGACGGGUAGGCAGGGUGGUGCUUGA
Messenger RNA from Alternaria arborescens, 1269 nucleotides. RefSeq names its product Meiotically up-regulated 89 protein. NCBI's taxonomy places the organism in Eukaryota, Fungi, Ascomycota, Dothideomycetes, Pleosporales, Pleosporaceae. Gene Ontology annotation, cellular component: Golgi apparatus; endoplasmic reticulum; plasma membrane. The transcript is spliced from 5 exons. Bases 1 to 1269 code for a protein of 422 amino acids. The record is from RefSeq and is a predicted model, not a curated record.